AUGAACCCAAUUAAAGAAAAUACUGCUUCACGUGAACAUUCGAUUGAACCUGUAACUACUCAUACUCGUAAUAAAAUAGUAUUACGAGCGAAUAGAUCUACUACACAUAAACCUCGUAGUUCUAGCGGUGGGGGUGGUGGUUCUAAUAGAACAUAUAAUAAGCGAGCUAGCAAGAAAAAUAAGCUUAUAAAGACAUCAAAAACGCGGAAUAAAAAUAAAGAAAUUAUUAGUACAUCAAAAGAAGUAAACGAGAGUCGAAUAAUUCCUGUUGAGGAACCUCCGAGAGAAGAACUACCUUACGAUAGAUUUUUUCCUGAUUUAAAAUUGGAUGAAAAAUUAGUUGUAGUUUAUGUUUCUUCUAAAGAUCUCAUAGGGGAUCAAGAAGAGGAAAAGGAAGUUGAGACGACAAUAAAGAAAGAAGAGCAUGAUGAAAUAGCAGCUAGAAAUGAAAAAAGUGCAGUACAAACUCAGGAAUAUGGUGAUGUGAGUGAUCAGUCAAUUGUUAUUGAAAAUAAUAUGACAAUUUCUGCCUCAACAACUGAACAGGCUAAAAUUGAAGAAAUUAAAACAACUAUUGUACUUUCGAACAAUAAUCAUCAGGAAAAUUACAUUCAAGAAGUCUUAAGCAAUACGCAUUCCAUUAAGGGUUCUGGAUGUUCUCAAGAUUCAUUUGCAUCAUUAUCAAAGAAUUUUGAAGAAACGUCCACACCUAAAGAUUCUGAAGAGAUUUUGUCAUCAAAAGAUCUGAAUGAAGAAAUGAGUGAAGAAACUCCAAGUCCAAAAAUUUCAUCCCCAAAAUUGUCAAUAGAGAAACCUUUUCGUAAAAGUACAAAAGAUGACCAUGAUGAUGAUACCGCGAGUUUUAAGGCUUCAUCUCAUGAUGAUAUGGAUGAAGAAACUAUUGACGAAGAUGAACAGGAGGAAAUGCAAAUAGAGUUAGAGAAUAGCAUGAAAUUACCGAGUAUUAAUUAUGACAUUACGGUAGAAAAUAAAUCACUUGAUAAGGAAAUGGAUUGGAUAUUUACAAACCCAAUAGUAGCAGCUGAUGAUCAUAACUUGGUAGAAAAUGGAGUAAAAAAAGAUCAAGUCAUUGUGGAAGGCCCUUCUACGGCUAUUAUUACAACAAUGGAAGAUAAUAUGCCAAUUGCACAACCGCCUCCAGUUAAAAAACUUCCGGUUCCUUCCUUUAAGAGAAUCAAUUUCACUAAAGAGGAACCCAAUGAAGCAUUUGUUAGACCAGAAGGACAUUAUAUUCGUCAUGUUGAAUUAUCAGAAAAGGAUCUUGUGGAAAUUGUUGAAUAUGAUAUGGAUGAACAAGGCACUCAUAUAUAUUAUUAUGAUUAUUGGUUAAAGGCCUUAAAUGAAGAAAGAAGGAAGGAAGACUUAGGUGAAAUUUCCGCUGAUGUCUUUGAAGCUGUUAUUGAUAGACUGGAAAAAGAAUGGUUCGAUUUGACCAAAAAUUUACCGAAAGGUAACACAGACAAAGAUAGUAUGACUCCAGAGGAUUCAACUUGUGCAAUUUGUGAUGAUGGAGAAUGUGAAAACAGCAAUGCGAUAGUAUUUUGUGAUGGGUGCAAUCUUGCUGUACAUCAAGAUUGCUAUGGAAUUCCUUAUAUUCCUGAAGGGCAAUGGUUAUGCCGUAAAUGUAUAGUUUCUCCAGAGACACCAGUGUCGUGUAUAUUUUGCCCAAAUGAAGGAGGUGCCUUCAAAAAAACUAAUACAAAUCGUUGGGCGCAUUUACUUUGUGCUUUAUGGAUUCCUGAAGUGGGAUUGUCAAAUACGGUAUAUAUGGAACCGAUCGAUAACAUAGAGGGAAUUCCACGAGGUCGAUGGAAAUUGAAAUGUUACAUUUGUGAAAAGAGAAUGGGCGCAUGUAUACAAUGUCAAAAUACACAUUGCUGUACAGCCUUCCAUGUAACAUGUGCAAGAAAGGCGAAACUUUGUAUGAGAAUGAAAUUCCCUGACGAAAAUCAUAAUCAUUAUAUUAUGAAAGCUUAUUGUGAUAAACACACACCUAGAGAUUAUAGAGAACACAUUGACGUUGCAAAUACAGUUGCAACGGCUCAAAAAUUAUUAAUGGAUCCCGUUCAAACAGGAAAGAGACGACGACAUGACAUCGACUAUGGAACUGAUGAAUCCGACGAUUAUGUUCCAAGUGAUAGCGACGAAGAAGAUAUGGAAGAUCAAUACAUAGAUAAAACAGAAAUAUCCCAUUCACGUAAAACAAGGAAACGCAAACAAACGGAUGAUGUAACAAGUAACCGGAAAACGAAUAAAGCUCUACGUAGCAUUGAAAAUGGGCAAGUUGCUCAAUCUGUUGAGAAUAAGAAUUCUAAAGCUGCCCGAGCGUACAAUCAUACUUACACUGAUACUGCGCCUGUAGCACCUGCGGUUAUAAUGGAGAAGUUAUUACCUGUGUUUGCAAGACAAAAAGGCACAAUGCGAAAAAAGCCGGAGCUUAUUACCAUAAUUUGUAAAUAUUGGUCUUUAAAGAGAGAAUUUCGACGAGGAGCUCCUUUAUUGAAAAGAUUACACCUUGAGCCAUGGACUGCCUCUGCUUCCGCUCACAAACAAUCAGAGGAAGAAAAAUGGGCCAAAUAUAUGGCAAUGACUGACCUUCGUAAAGAUUUGGAAAAAGUAAGAAUGUUAGUAGAUUUGGUGCAUAGGCGUGAAAAGGAAAAAUUAAAGAAAACAAGAUUACAAGUGAAAUAUCUGGAGACAAUUCUUUUCCCUCUUGAUUAUAUUCUUCGUCCUACAUUAGAAGAAAUUGUGGCAUUAGAUAAAAACGAAAUAUUUGCAAAACCAGUGUCCAUUGAAGAAGUCCCUGAUUAUUUAAUACACAUUACACAUCCAAUGGACUUUGGGACAAUGCGCAAAAAGAUUGAUGCACAUGAAUAUAGCCUUGGUAAUGGAUUGCAAGGAUUCAAGGAUGAUCUUGAACUUGUAUUUCGUAAUGCCAUGACAUACAAUACUUCUGAUACUAUUUAUUAUCGAGUUGCUAAAAAAUUACAAAUUCAAUCACAAUCCAUUGUUGCUAAUGCUGAGCAAGAUUAUUCUGGCCUAAAUAUAGAUCCUAAAAAAGGUGUUUUGGACGUUCCAUUGCAUCCAGAAAUAUUCACUUAUAAUGUAGAUCCGCUAAAAUUUCCGGAACCAAAAAAGAAGAUUGUACCAAAGAGAAACAAAAAGACUCGUGGAAGAUCAGCACUUGGUAACGCAACAGAAAAUGGCGAAGGUCCAUCACGCGUUUUACGUAGCCUUCCUGUCGUUGAUGACGAUAAGGUGAUUGCUACGCGAACAAGGUCUCGUAAAAGCAGUGUAUCAGAAAUGAUAAUAAAGACUGAAGAUGACGAAACUGAAAUGUCAGUCGAACCAUUAGAAGUUAGACGCAGUCGAUCUAAUAGUCAAAAUAUGAGCGAGGCUGCAUUAAUAACUAGUCCAAGUGAAUUAAAUUCGGAAUUUACUGUACAAACUCGUAGCCGAAAAGGAUCAAUUGAUUCAUCAACUGCAGAAAUUACGAACAUUCCGUUCGGUAGCUUGGUUUGGGCAAAGAUGCAGGGAUUUCCUUGGUAUCCUGCUGAGGUUGCAGAUCCAGAAAAAGCGAAUAUUACAUCAGUAAUCCGGGCAGACAAAAAAGAAGGUGACACAUACUUAGUCCAUUUCUUUGACGAAAGAAACCUCGGAAAGAAGAAUUAUAAGCGUAGUUGGAAAUGGGUUCCAGCAAACAAAGUAAUUCUUAUGGGAGAUCAAAAGACAGAUUUGGCUAAAUUAAAAGAUAGAGGAAUGAAAAAUAAAAUGAAACGAGAAAUUCCGAAUGCAUACGAAGCUGCUUGUAAAUCAAAAGGAAUCGAACCAGUCCUAUUAGAACAAUUUACAAAAACUAUAGCAGUGCCAAUAAGAAGAAACAGUCGUAAUAAAUAG
This is a messenger RNA of Funneliformis geosporum, 3918 nucleotides long. NCBI's taxonomy places the organism in Eukaryota, Fungi, Glomeromycota, Glomeromycetes, Glomerales, Glomeraceae. The record is from the annotation of a GenBank genome assembly.